GUCUUGCGUGCAGUCACUGUAAUUAUAGCUCUCUCUGGACAGUGUCCUGCAGAAGAGCCACUUUGCUCUGCCCCCAGGCCUCAGCAGCUAGUGGAUCACUCCACAGAGCAAUGCCUCCCUUGUGUCACUGGCAUGGAGAGAUGCAGGUUCACUUGCCCUGCGUAGGGGCUUAUCUAGGGCUAAGCUAGGGGGACGGACAAAUAGCAAAGCCAGCCUCAAUCCAGCCAGCCGGUCUAAGGGCACAGAGAGCCAUCUGUCCCUUCUCUGAGCAAUAACUGACAACAAAGGGGGUCAAACUUUUAACGAGGACUGUAAAACUAGAGGACUAUUCAUUCUGGAGUGACAAAGAAGAGAGGAAGAGGAACAAAUAUUUAUACUAAAACAGCAGGUGUGGCAUGCCGGGCAAAGCGUUGUCUUCAUCUAUUGGUGUAGAGUGUUGUAUGAAGCUGAGUGUCUAGACCGUUGAUAAGUGUGAAUAUGUCUGACAAGGAAGGUGGGGCCUCAGAGGGGGGGCUGAACGUUACCCUCACUUUACGGCUUCUGAUGCAUGGGAAGGAGGUAGGCAGCAUAAUUGGAAAGAAAGGGGAAACCGUCAAAAAGAUGAGAGAGGAGAGUGGAGCUCGCAUCAACAUUUCAGAGGGAUCUUCUCCAGAGAGGAUUGUUACCAUCACCGGACCAACAGAGGGCAUCUUCAAAGCUUUCUCUAUGAUCGCUGAGAAGUUUGAGGAGGACAUUACAGCUGCAAUGACAAACAGCACGGUAACAAGCCAUCCUCCAGUGACACUCCGCCUUGUGUUCCCAGGGAGUCAGUGUGGCUCCUUGAUAGGCAAAGGAGGCUCCAAGAUCAAGGAGAUCAGAGAGACCACAGGUGCUCAGGUGCAGGUUGCAGGGGACAUGCUGCCAGAAUCCACUGAGAGAGCUGUCACUAUCUCAGGCACUCCUCAGGCCAUCACACAGUGUGUCAAACACAUCUGCUCUGUCAUUCUGGAAUCACCGCCCAAAGGACCAACUAUCCCAUAUCGCCCCAAGACCAUGCCAGGAGCCGGCCAUCCAGUAUUUCAACAACAACAACAACAACAACAUGCUUCACAAGCCUUCACAAUUCAAGGACAGUAUGCGUUUCCACAUCAAGAUUUGACCAAGCUUCACCAGUUGGCUAUGCAGCAUAUCCCCCUCCCUUCCCUUGGGCAAAGCAACCCUACCUUCCCUGGAAUGGAGGCCCCUGUCCCCACAAGUUCUCAGGAGCUGGCAAUACCCAAUGAUUUUAUUGGCAGCAUAAUUGGCAGACAAGGCAGCAAGAUCAAUGAGAUUCGCCAGGUGUCAGGAGCUCACAUCAAGAUAGCCAGUGCCACGGACGGAUCGCCCGUGCGCCAAGUCACAAUCAUAGGCUCUCCUACCAGCAUCAGUGUGGCACACUACCUCAUCAAUGUCAGCUUAGAGAUGGCUAAAUACACCAUGCAGGCUGCUUCCUCUGCGUCGUCUGUUGACCUCAGCAAUAUGAGCUUCUCUCAGUCCGCUCCCACUGUCUCCACACCCACCUCCAUGGCUGUCAUGGCCGCCGCCACCCAAGUCCCUGGCACCAUUAACAUGCACUCCCCCUCCACCUUACAGUCCAUCCCCACCCAGCACUAUGCUGUCCCCGUUUCUAGUCUGCUUGGCAUGAAAACGCUCCCUAUGCUGGCUAUGCACCCAGCAGCUGCCUCAGGGCUCCCGCAAGGUCUAUCCCCUUACACCACUAAGAUUCCUACUGCUGGCAUGAAAAAACCUGAGCGCCAGAAGUUUGCCCCAUAUUGACAUAUGGGAUAAGAAUUGAAUUCCCCUUCCAAAAACAAGUUUGGGGUCAGUACUGCAUAACACUUGUUCCCUGUUUCAAAGCUUGAUUAAGAUAUAUUGACUGUAUGCAGAGGCCUCAUGCCCGUAGGGGGGACAGGGGCGUGUUCCCCCCUCAGAUUUGUCUUGUUGAAAAAUAUUUUUGUUGUUGUUUCUCAUAAUACUACUAGCCACCUAGCAAUUGUAUGAAGUUGGCUUCAGGUAGCACAGAUAGGUUCCCAAUCUUCCACCCUCAUUACUCGCUACCAAGAAGCCAUUUCAGGAUAUAAAUAAAGUUAGAGUAGCUAGUUGGCAAGGUUGCCUGCUCACAUUCAUUUCAAUCUUUUAUCAAGACUUUAGCAGAGCUGCAGAAAAGCAUAUACGAGGUACGCUGAGAUAUGCAGAAAAAUAAACAUAUUUUUGGCAUAUAAUUAAGCAUAAUGAUUAUUCUCUAGAUGGCAGGAAAAAGCUUUCAGCUGUUUGACAAACACACACACACACACACACACACACACACACACACACACACACACACACACACACACACACACACACACACACACACACACACACACACACACACACACACACACACACACACACACACACACACACACACACACUGUAGUGUAACAGUAUUGGCUGCAACUGUAAGUAAAGCUAAAUACCUACUUGUGUAUCUGAACAUACAUAACAAUACACAGGCAUUUCUCAAGCUUACAGUAUGUGAUGCACAGAAACAGCUGAUCCUUCCAGCAGAACAGUUUUUUCCGAUAUUAUGUACUGUAUUUUGUUUUGAAUCGCUGUAAAUAGUUGGCCAAUGAUGUUGUUAGGAAAAGGUCAGUUCCAAACAGGAAUUGACACUGUGCCAGCUGCUGACCAUUGGUAGGGUAACUGUUUGGUAACACUUUACUUGACACCCAGUGUCAUAACAUGUUAUGACACGGCCAUAACCAUGUCAUAAUAUGUCCUAACAGCUGACAUAAUGUGUCAUAACCUGUUAUAAUAUGGUCAUAACACUGUCAUGACCCAUAUAUUUACACCUCUUGCGUUCUUUUAUGGCUGGUUAUGACACCUACAUAAGAGUGUCAAAACCCACAUUUAUUCAAAUGAGUUUUUUCACUGCCGAGAAGUUUCAUUUAGUUUGAAUCUUUCUUUCUUAAGUCCUUUGUUGUUGUUGUAAGAUAUUUUUUACAGUCAUGUUUCUUUUUUUAUCAUCAUUUUUCAAAAAUGAUCCUGUAGAAAAUAAAGCUUAGUGCACUGCCUUGAAGCAUUAUGACCAUCCUGUGACACUUUACUUGGACUAAGAAAAUACAAUUUAUGAAACUGUCAAGAAGCAUUAUGACCAUCCUAAUCAUACAAGCCAGAUCGGCCUAUCACGUACAUGCCCUUAUAACAGUCAUCAAUCAAAAAGAUGGUGUCUUGUCCUGCUCCUGCAAUCUGAUCGUACAUUCAUCCCAGUCAUCAGCAACAGAGCAUUGGGGUAGGUGUAUGUCUGACAUCAAUGUGUGCGCAAUUAAAAUGAUCAUUUAACAUGGUAACAUACAUAAACAUACUGUUGACACGUAGGCUAGGAUGUAAUGGAAUGUUUUGCCUUGUGUGGUAGGUUUUGAGGUUUUUGACACUCUUAUGUAGGUGUCAUAACCAGUCAUAAAAUAACGCAAUAUAUGUCACAACAGGUCUAAAUCUAUGUGUCAUGACAGUGUUUUGACCAUAUUAUAACAGGUUAUGACAAGUUAUGUCAGCUGUCAUGACGUAUUAUGACAUUUUUAUGACCGUGUCAUAACAUUUGUGACGCAGGGUGCCAAGUAAAGUUAUUACAGUGAGGUUUACUGUAACAAUGGUUUUUCCGCUUGGUCAUGUUUCCUCCUCUCCUCCAAUAGGCUCUCGUCAGUGGUUACAGACUUGGGUGCUCUGUAGUAUUGUUACACAUGCAGUGCUGAUGGGAUUACUCUAAAGCCACAUUGGAUUCUUGUGGUUUUGAAUCUACACAAUAACCCUGUAGAGUGGGACUGGCCUAACUAAUUCCUAUAGUUCUGUUUUUGCCGCUUGGUUUUCUCCGAACUGAAGUCAAAAUGAACAAAACUCUACCGUCCAAUUCAUAUUCCACUCUGCUCUCAAUAUCUGUGGUUGAUGCAGCACACUAUUGUAACAACGUUGUGUUUAUGUUCGUGUUUUUAAUUCGGUUCUACUCUUUGUUUUGUCGAUGAGCUCUUAUGAUUUGUUAUAUUUGUCCCCGACAUGAAAUGACUUUUAAAUAAAUCAAGCUUUUUACGAAUACAAA
Molecule: messenger RNA, 4093 nt
Organism: Salvelinus fontinalis (brook trout)
Lineage: Eukaryota; Metazoa; Chordata; Actinopteri; Salmoniformes; Salmonidae
Product: poly(rC)-binding protein 3-like
Exons: 13
Coding region: 478-1794 (438 amino acids)
Biological process (GO): negative regulation of mRNA splicing, via spliceosome
Cellular component (GO): nucleus; cytoplasm
Molecular function (GO): mRNA binding
Source: RefSeq, a predicted model, not a curated record